Messenger RNA from Brassica oleracea var. oleracea, 448 nucleotides. Its product is annotated as ubiquitin-conjugating enzyme E2 20-like. The record is from RefSeq and is a predicted model, not a curated record. The transcript has 4 exons. Lineage: Eukaryota; Viridiplantae; Streptophyta; Magnoliopsida; Brassicales; Brassicaceae. The coding region runs from base 1 to 396 and encodes 131 amino acids.
AUGGGCCUUGACUUGGGUUGGGCUUCCUCUAAUUCAAAGGAAGACAACAUCUUCUGUUGGAAAGGAGCAAUAAAAGGAAGCAUAGAGACUGUGUUUGAAGGAACUGAGUACAGACUCUCACUCUCUUUCUCCAAUGACUAUCCUUUCAAGCCUCCAAAGAUCAAGUUCCAGACUACUUGCUUCCACCCCAAUGAUGAUGUCUAUGGCAAUAUCUGCUUGGACAUUCUUCAGAAUAAAUGGUCAUCUGCUUAUGAUGUGAGGACAAUACUACUAUCAAUCCAGAGUCUUCUGGGAGAACCGAACAUCAGCUCACCAUUGAACACUCAAGCAGCUCAGCUCUGGAGCAACCAAGAAGAGUAUAGGAAGAUGGUUAAGAAGCCUCCCACCAGUGCAUAGGGCUGGGCAUCAUUACUCGUUACUCGCCUUAAACUCGCUACUUGACUCGUAC